This is a messenger RNA of Scatophagus argus, 6321 nucleotides long. It is a transcript of the gene cep131, whose product is annotated as centrosomal protein 131. Gene Ontology annotation, cellular component: centriolar satellite. Bases 280 to 4056 code for a protein of 1258 amino acids. The record is from RefSeq and is a predicted model, not a curated record. NCBI's taxonomy places the organism in Eukaryota, Metazoa, Chordata, Actinopteri, Scatophagidae. The transcript has 30 exons. Gene Ontology annotation, biological process: intraciliary transport involved in cilium assembly; regulation of centrosome duplication; cilium assembly.
AAGCCACACAGUUGACGGACAGCUCCAUCCAGCCUAUCAGUUGUGCAAAUAAAGGGACAAUGUUCUGUCUCCACCAAUCACAGACUUCGAGAGCCCGAGAUUAUCUUGUUACCACAGAGAUGAUGUUACGCGUUAUGUGGUUCCCCGUAUUUGUCUACUGAGUCAACGGAGUACUUUCGCUGGGUGUCAGAGGAUUGUGUUGGGAAUUAAAACACAACAGCGAAAGCCAACUGUAGCUUGUCAGCAAUGGUGCCAUCCAGCUUCUAAACUUUGCAGAGGAUGCAUACAGCACGCAGCCCUUCCUCCAUCCCGACAGGUGUCUCAGGAGAUGCCUUGGACCUCAGCUUGUCAGGCUCCCAGCUCUCUAUGUCCAAAAGACCCAGCAGUGCCUCACCUGGGAAGUAUUUCUCUCGGUCCGUGUCGGUCUCAGUGGCAAGUGACAGCAGAGGAAAACGCAACACCCUGAGCGAUGCUAGUGUUGGAAGCUCCCGCUCCAUCAAGAACCUGAGAAGGUCCAACAGCACCACUCAGGUUAAUCAGCAGGCCAACAUCAGUUUAAGUCAGGACCAGAGUGAGGACUACCUGUCCCUGUUUGACAGCAGCUCAGAUGGACGCAAGAAACUGGCCAGUCUUAGCAAAGCCUCGCCGGACAGAACCACGUGGAACAUCCUGGACGAUCAGCCCAGAGCUUUCCCACUACACUCGAGCUCCCGCAGCACUGGCAGCGUGGACUCUCCCACCAGCCAGAACAAAAGAGACUCGGGCAUCGCUCUGGCUGCCUCUUUCACCGCCAACAACAGGAGCAACAAAGGAGCUGUGGGGAAUUCUGUCACCACCAUCUUACACAACAACUACUCCGAAAAGCCACUCACACCUAAGAGCUCCAACCAGAAGCCGUCAUUCAACAACAUCCUGAAAGCCACAGCAAACGACGAGGUGUCACUCGAGAACGGCUCAGUGACAAAAUCCCAGAAGAAUUUCUCUUCAGUUUCCUCAAACAACAGGUCUCCAGCGUCAGCCCAGCACAGCAGCCCUGUCCUGCCUCGAAGGAGGGAGGUCACUGAGGAGGAGGCCGAGAGGUUUAUUCAGCAGGUGAACCAAGCCGCGGUCACUAUCCAGCGCUGGUACAGACGCCAUGCCAAGAAACAACACACUAACCAGGCAGCGCUCAAACGCCUUUUUGCCAGCAAAAGAAAGGAGUGGGAGGAGAGAACAGAAGAGGACAGCUGCCGGGAUCUGCAGCAGAAAAAGGACGAGGACAGGAAGCGGAUUCGCGAAGAGAAAGCACGUCUGGCCCGCCUCGCUGCCAUCCAGGAGCUGCAGCAGAAAAGAGCACAGCGGAUUGCAGAGGUGCAGCAUGCAGCUGAGGUGGAGCUGGAAAGCCUGAGGCAGGUCGGUGUGGUUGGACGCAAGAAGCCUCCCAAGAUUUCUCCCACCAACAGAAGUCCAUCCUCACCGAGCAACAACAGCCCGAUGUCUCCCACAGACAUGAAGGCUAAGAACACAGAUUCCAAUUUGAAUGUUGUGGCUGACUUGGGUGAGCUGAGCUUCCGUGCCAUUUCCCCAGCUUUGUCCAAUAACAGAGGCUCUCAGUGUUCCCAGGAUCAGGAGGACAGAACACAGGUGGACAUUUGCCUGGAGCAGCAGCAUCCACAGAACGACAGGAAGUUGAUUAGAAAAGACAAAGCUCGUCUGGCCCGUCACGCUACUGCCCAGGUGAACACAUCUGAUGAGCAGCAAAGAGCCCAACGAGUUGCAGAGGCACAGCAUGUAGCUGAGGGGGAGCUGGAAAAUGUGAGACAGACUGGCCUGGUUGGACGCAAGAAACCACCCAAGUUUUCUCCCAUCAAUAAAAGUCCAGCCUCACCAAGCAAUAACAGCCCAAUGUCACCGACAGACAUGAAAGCUAAAAACACAGACUCCAACUUGAAUAUCGUGGCUGAGUUAGGUGAGCUCUCCAGCUUCAGAGCUGUUUCUCCUGCAUUGUCCAAUUGCAGAGGUUCCCAGUGUUCUCAGGAGAUCCUGCAGAGAUCUGUGAGUGUAGAGGACCAGCGACAGGGAGCUUUGUCCAGCAGGGCUCAGUCCAAAACCACUCUGAACGAGCUGCUCGAUACCCUCAAGUUGUUGGAGGAGGAGCCAGAGAGGCUGACUGAGCCCAAGUGUUACCGCAAAGAGAAAUACGCCUGGAUAGAUGAAGACGGAGACUCCAACUCUCUUACCACCGACAACUUGGAGCGUCAUGGCCAGCUGAGUCACCACCCUGCACUGCCAGAUGGGGGCGCCCUGCUCUCCGAAGCCAAGCUGCAGAGCAUCAUGAGCUUCCUGGAUGAGAUGGAGAAGUCUGAGCAGGAGAGACCUCGCUCAGUUACUUCAGGGUCACACCGAGAGGCUGUGUUGUCAGAGGAGGAUCUGGUUGGUGUCGAGCAGGCGUCCGCCACCGCCGCCGACGUCAGCGGAUCCAUGAUGAGAAUCAGGCUGGAGCUGGAGGAGAAGAAACGCACGGUUAACAUGCUGCAGACUGCACUGGCCCAGCAGAGGGAGCUGACAUUGAGACAUGUGAAGGAGACGGAGAAGGAGCUGAACAGGACGUUCCAGCUCCAGAAGGAACAAUAUGAAGCCACCAUCCAGAGACACCUCACAUUCAUUGAUCAGCUGAUCAGUGACAAAAAGGCCUUGAGUGAGCGCUGCGAAGGAGUGGUGGGCGAGCUGAAGCAGGUGGACCAAAAGUACACCAAGAAGAUUGCACAAAUGCAGGAGCAACAUGAAAUGGUGUGGCAAAUUCUGGGUCCCUUGUGCGAGGAGAUCAAGAAGUUAAAAGAGCUGAUGAGUGCCACGGAGAAGAUGCGCCGGGAGAAAUGGAUUGACGAGAAGACCAAGAAGAUUAAAGAGAUCACCGUCAAAGGUCUGGAGCCGGAGAUCCAGAAGCUAAUUUCAAAGCACAAACAGGAACUGAAGAAGCUGCGGACGCUCCACGAGGCGGAGCUGCUGCAGGCGGACGAGCGGGCGGCCCAGCGCUACGUCCGCCAGUGUGAGGAGCUCCGCCAGCAGCUGGACAGGGAGAAGGAGGAGCAGUGCCAGAGAGAGAGGGAGUUAGCCAAACAGAGAUAUGAGAAGCAGCUUCAGGAGGAGGAGCUCUCACUGCAGCAGCAGAGGAGGCGUCUGUACAAGGAGGUGGCUGAUGAGAAAGAGAGGCUGGCUCAGCUGACUGCAAGGCAGCGUGCCGAGCUGGAGGAUCUGCGGCGGCAGCUGGAGGAGAACAGCUCACUGGCCGGGCGAGCCCUCCGCGAGGAGCUGGACAAGUCCAGAGAGGAGCAGGAAAGGAGACACCAGGUGGAGAUGAAAGCUUUACAAGAACGUUUGGACAUUGAAAAGCAGACCUGGGAAGAAAACUACAAGAAAAAAGAGGAAGUGUGGCUGCUGAGCCGCGAGCGCGAGCUCAAAGAAGAUCUGCGGCGAGAACGCGACAAAGAGAUCGAGCUCGCCAUCUGGACGCUGGAGGAGGAGACCAGCAAGGACAAAGAGGAGUGUGAGAGGGCAGCCGACAACAGGGUGAAGCGUGUGAGGGAAAAAUACGAGGCGGAGCUGAGGGAGCUGGAGCGCUCUGAGAAGGAGGCCGUGGAGAAACAACAGGAGCUGAGGAAACAGCAGAUGGAGGUGGAGGGAGAGCUGAUCAGACUCCAGGCUGUGCUCCGGCAGAAAGAGCAGGAGAACGAAGAGGUCGCUCAGAGCAGGGACAAGCUGGUGGAGGAGCGCCGCAGCCUGGCGGAGGUGAUAAGGCAGGAGUUUGCCGACCGGCUGGUGACCACAGAGGAGGAGAACCGCAGGAUGAAAGUGGAGGUGUCCGAAGUUCGAGCGAGGCUACGGCUGGAGGUGGAGAGGGUCACCAGGGAGAAGGAGGAGGAGCUGGCCGAAGUUCACCAACGAGUGAAGGCAGCCAUCUUGAAGAAGGAAGAAACUGUAAAUAGUCUCCGGAAGCAGUAUGAGGCCGCCCUGAAGAGGGCCGACCACCUGGAGGCCCUGUGGGAGCAGCAGAGGAAGCAGCUGCUGGAGAAGUGACUGUUUCCUGGUUUCAUCUGUCUCGACCCUCCAUUGCCUGACCCCCCCCCCACACUCUGCUUGGUGUCGCUCAAAGCUCCCCCCACCCGUCACCUCUUUUUUUUUUCUUUUUUUUUACUUUUUCCACUUUGGAUGUUGUUCAUGCCAGCAAGACUGAACCUGUGCAACUUGGGUUGAAGUGACUGAACCUUGUCCUACCUCAUUUGAAAAAUACAAAAUGGGGAAAUGUGCUGGGCCUCACUGUAUAAUCACCCCCACCCCAAGGCAUAAAGGAGCGUCAUGUGUUCCCUGAUUUAAAUGCCACAGACCAGGUGGCACCAGAUGACUAUGGAUGGACUUCCAUUUUUCUUCCAGAGGAAGAUUACUGCAGUUUUUGUGACCCCCGCCCUCCAUCCUCACUCCUGGAGUCUGUGGGAGCAGGAAUGCCGCCAUGUUCCCCACAGAGCAGCCACAGAGAACACUUCCAGAUGUUCCUGAAACCAGCCCAGGCCUGCACUGGUGUAAAGUGGGAGGGGUGGUGGUGAUUUUUCUGAAGGACCACUUGCUUACUUACAGCAGACUCACGGAUCAGUCAGCACUAGAGCUCCAGUUUGAGCUGCACCAUCUUAUCUGUUGAGUUGUGUGUUUCCCGGUGCGCCCUCGAGGCGAGAGCUAAUUACGGGGUCUGUAACCUCUCCCCGGCGUCAGCCCUGUGACCAGCUGUGAGCAGUUUGUUACGUGUGUCUUACCCCAGAAAAGGUCGUGUACUAACACUGGUUAAGUUAGAGAGCUUGUAGAACGUCACUAGAAAGAGACCGGAUGUGCUGGAAACUAAAUGGUAAUCUGAUGGCCUGUUUGAGGUCAGAUGAGUGUAGAUUGGCUUUGAACGUGUCUGAAUGUGAGGAAGAAAGAAGAGAAUGUGGGGGAGUGGAAGGAAGAAGGAAUGCGCAUAGAAAAUGUUUAUAGGAUUAGGAAAGUGGAGCUGGGACGGAGCGGGCUGGUGGGGGGCUGCAGGGGGCACACGGCAUGUGACAGGCAGAGGUAUGUUCAAAGCCGUAUAGGAUCUGAUUGAGGGGCUGCGUUGUGACAAAACACAUGAAGCUCAGCGGCAAGAGGCGGUAAACUUUCUGUGUCUGUGUUUCUCUCAGGAGCCGCCGCCUCUCAAGCACGCGCACAUUUCUGUUUCCUUGUUUUUUUUUUUAUCUCAAAGGUUCCUGCUUCUUUGCUGAUUUCUUAACCCCGUCUAACAAUUGGAGAUAUUUUCCUGACAGACACAGAAAGUCUUUGUGGGUAAGAUUUCAGUCAGAAUGGUCCAUAGCACGAGUUAGUGAGGGGUGAGGGGGUGAGUGAAAGGGGAGAGAAACCCUAAACCUGGAAGUAAAGCCUGGUGUUUAGGUGCAACAGGAUGUGAAGGACCACAGCCUCCGAAUCCGACCUCGUAGCAAAACAUAUUUAUACUCUUUAUUUAUUUACUAAUUUAGUGCUCUCACACGACCUUUAUAGUGGAAACUAGUCAAGUUGUGUUUUUAGUUCCUUUUGUAAGAACACUAAAUCAGUUAGUCGGCAGGUCUGAUGAAACGUUAGAACUACGCCAUUUUGACAUGGUUUAAAUACAGUACGUCAGGUUUUUCUGACAUGGAAGUAGUCCGAGCCCCGAUGUAAAGGCUUCACGUGAAGUGUGCUGUGCUGGAAGAGUAAAAGCAGUUUUAAAGUAUUAGAGAGCGAUCACAAGUAAACCACAGACUGAAAUCAGUUCCCACCCCUCCAGGAAGUGAGUACAGUUCACACUGGAGACUGUGAGGGAGUAGCUGAUGUGUGUCAAACCUCGCUGUGGGCUUCACGGUCACUAACUGUGAGUCAGGAGGACUUUGGCGUGGAGAGCUGUUCGCGGCCUCGCGCUGCUCCGACGCCAUUGGCUCAGCAGCCGGGCCCGUCACAGCCGGGAGGGGGGCCGAUGUGAGCUGGCAUUCCUCACGCAUGCCCGUCCGACAAGUGCCAAUGAGCCUGGCGUGUGUGUGUGUGUGUGACCUGAGAUGACCCUCGUGGUGACACACACACAAGGCUCCCCAGUUUGUUUUUCCUUUCCAUUUGUAACUUUGUGUACAAGCCAUUCCAGCUGUCACCGCUCGUUGUUGUGUUUUCGACAGCCAGUGGCCCUCCCACACGCUGUUUUCUUUCCUCGUUUUACUCUUGUUUUUAUUGUUUUUAUGCUUAUGGUUCGAAAACUGUGAAGAUGACUGAUAUGUUUGCAAAAAAAGAGAAUAAAAGCAAAGACUGUUGAGAAGA